This is a messenger RNA of Beauveria bassiana ARSEF 2860, 432 nucleotides long. Its product is annotated as selT/selW/selH selenoprotein domain-containing protein. The record is from RefSeq and is a predicted model, not a curated record. Bases 1 to 432 code for a protein of 143 amino acids. The transcript is spliced from 4 exons. NCBI's taxonomy places the organism in Eukaryota, Fungi, Ascomycota, Sordariomycetes, Hypocreales, Cordycipitaceae.
AUGGAACGUAUCAUGGCGGACAAGGAAUACGUGACGCCGGCAGAGGCUGGUGGCCAGAGGCUCCCCCGCGUUACCAUUGAGUUUUGCACGCAGUGUAAAUGGUUACUGCGCGCCGCCUAUUACGCGCAGGAGCUGCUGUCCACCUUUUCCACCUCUCUCGGCGAGGUCGCGCUGCAGCCCUCGACAGGAGGCACCUUCAUCGUCACCAUCCACCACGCAAAGACAAAGGAGCUCAAGAGGAGGGUGCGCGACGUGAUGGAGCCCGGCAGGGACUUGGGGCAUGUGGACAAAGACUAUGCGAGACCAGCACCGGUGGCGGAGAAGAUCAAGGUGGAAGAGGUGAACAAGACCGAGGACAAAAGCCAAAAUGUCACUGGCAAAGAGAAUGCUAGUCAAAACGCCUCUUCCAAAGAGUGCGAGGACUGCAAAUAG